UCUCUCUCUCUAUCUGAUCUCUCCCCCUCCCUCCCUUACUAUCUUGAUCAUUAAGCAUGUUUUUUUAUCUACUUAAUGAUCAUAUCCUAAAAGCUUAGAUGUUUUUGGACUAUUGAAUUUGUAUUUUUUCCUAAAUGAAAAACAUGGAAAUUCUAAUGUGUAAAAGGGCAUAAUUCCUCUUAUUUUCUUGUUUUUCUUUAUCUAGAACACAUAGGAAAAUUUUAGUAUUGGAAAUGGGACGCGGAAAGAUACCAAUCAGGAGGAUUGAGAACCAGACCACAAGGCAAGUGACCUUCUCUAAGCGACGAUCCGGGCUGUUGAAGAAGACUCACGAGCUUUCUGUUCUUUGCGAUGCCCAAAUUGGGCUUAUCAUCUUCUCAAGCACUGGAAAGAUGUGUCAGUACUGCACUGAGCCUUUGAGAAUGGAGGAAAUCAUAGAAAGGUACCAAAAGGUUACUGGCACUUGUGUUCCUGAGCACGAUGCCCGGGAACAAAUAUAUGCUGAAAUAUCAAUGCUGAGAGCAGAAACUCAUCGUCUUCAGCUUGGCAUGCAACGAUACACUGGUGAGGACAUGAGCUCCUUAACCUACGAGGAUUUGGAUAACCUUGAACAAGAACUAGAGCACUCCAUUAGCAAAAUUCGAGAUCGGAAGAACGAGCUCUUGAACCAGCAGAUGGACAACCUGAGAAGGAAGGAGCGGAUGUUGGAGGAUGAAAACAGCAGCAUGUACCAUUGGAUUCAGGAGAACCGAGCAGCCAUAGAGUAUCAGCAGGCGGCAAUGGAGGGAAAGACAGUGGAACAUCAACAAGUUGGAGAUCAUUUCUCGUUGUAUGGAGACCAACCCAGUAGUGUGCUUCAACUUGCUACCAUUCCUCCACACAUUCAGCCAUAUCAUCUCCAACUUGCUCAGCCCAAUCUUCGAGAUUAACUUUCGUCUUCAAUUCCAUUGGAUUGAGGUCUAGUGAGAUGAGUUUCGUAUAUGAAGAAGAUGAAGGAAUAAAAGCUCACAUUGUUAUCAAGAUGAAGACUCGCAAUUUCUACUGGAGGUUACUUGUGUGGAACAUUCUAAGUUUCUGAACCUGCGUAUUUUAACUAGUAAAGAAAUUUGUUAGCAUUUUCAAAUAA
Carya illinoinensis is the source of this 1126-nucleotide messenger RNA. RefSeq names its product protein TRANSPARENT TESTA 16-like. NCBI's taxonomy places the organism in Eukaryota, Viridiplantae, Streptophyta, Magnoliopsida, Fagales, Juglandaceae. Gene Ontology annotation, molecular function: DNA-binding transcription factor activity, RNA polymerase II-specific; protein dimerization activity; RNA polymerase II cis-regulatory region sequence-specific DNA binding. The coding region runs from base 234 to 929 and encodes 231 amino acids. Gene Ontology annotation, cellular component: nucleus. The transcript has 7 exons. Gene Ontology annotation, biological process: positive regulation of transcription by RNA polymerase II. The record is from RefSeq and is a predicted model, not a curated record.